Camelina sativa (false flax) is the source of this 588-nucleotide messenger RNA. NCBI's taxonomy places the organism in Eukaryota, Viridiplantae, Streptophyta, Magnoliopsida, Brassicales, Brassicaceae. The record is from RefSeq and is a predicted model, not a curated record.
AUCGCACUUAACGUUAUCCAAUCAUAGACGAAAAAAAAAAAGGUUUGCUUUUUUGACUUUGUUUGUAUCUUCUUCAAGAAUUCAAUCCUUAUCCGUUCCCUCAAGUUCUAUCUCUAUUUUUCCAGAAGCAAAGAUGAAUAAAGGCAGCAGCUUUAAGCUGGACAACGAUUUCGAAAAGAGGAAGGCUGAAGCUGGAAGGAUCAGGGAGAAGUACCCUGACCGGAUUCCGUGUGUAUGUGAUUCGGAAGAGGAUCAAACUAAGCGCCGAGAAGGCUAUCUUCAUAUUCGUAGACAAUGUUCUUCCUCCUACUGGAGAGCUAAUGUCAAGUGUCUACGAGGAUAAGAAGGACGAAGAUGGCUUCCUUUACAUCACUUACAGUGGCGAGAACACAUUUGGUGCUUCUCCAAUCUAAUAAUCCCUUUACCUGAGAAACGGCCACUUUUUAUUUGCUUUCCAUCUUUUCAAUUUGUAUUUAUAGUUUGCUCAAUCUCUUAUCAUUCCUCAAAACAAUUUGUGAUUUACCAUCUUCUUUUACUUCUUUAAAUGUACAUAGACUAAUCUUUUAAAUAUUCUCUUCUUUGGUAUUA